CUCUCUUCAAUUUUGGAGAUGACAUGUUUGAGCCAAGUAUGAAAAGUCAGCGCACAAAAUGCUUUACUGGGUGUUGGACUUGCCGCUCGCGUCGAGUCAAGUGUGGUGAGGAGACUCCCUUUUGCCAGCGCUGUCGCCAGAUUGGUGUUGCAUGCGAAGGAUAUGGCCUCCGUCUGAGUUGGGUGCAGUAUGACCCGCAUGAUACAUCAGACUAUGAACAUGAUCAUGGCCAUCGUAACACUUCCCGCCGGCCAGAGCCUAGAGUUUCCAGACGGUCUUUGACUUCUCUUGGUUCUUUCCUGCCUCUCUUAGGUCUAGCUUCUCCAGAACUAGAUGCUACCUUGACUAAAAUCGAUGAAUGGUGUCCUGGAGAGUCGUCAGAAUUUGAAAAGGGGGCAUUCUGCGUGUUCUCUGUGCACCCAUCUGCAUCACUCCAUCCCGAGUCAGACAGAGGUCCUCCUCAACCAUCACCGCGCCUAUUUGGCAUCACAGUACCGACAGAUUCACCUAACGAUCACUAUACAUUCUCCGUGACCGAGACGACCAACCAAGAGAGAGACAGUACGAUAGACGCCGCAGUUCAGUCUUUCAACGACUUUCGUGGGGACUCAGUGCCCGCUGCUCAAACUCUUCUAAGCCUUGGAAGACAAGAGCGACACGCUCCGCCGCGCCAUCUGGAUGCUCUGUCCAUGCCGUCUAAGCAGAAACGGCUCAUCUACCACUGGAUCACCUUCACCAGCCGCAAACUGGUCCUUAUUGAUGAGCCACAUAAUCCCUGUCGUACUAUGAUGUUGCCAAUGGCACUGAAAGGUCUCGUCUCUCAAUCAAAAAGCUCCAACGCUGACGUCGCCAUAUUCCACGCCCUCUGUGCAUCCGCUGCCUACAAUAUGUUUGAGCUGACCGGCCGGACCAAUGAGCAGGAUCGCGUGCUCGCUCUGUACCAUGACAACGAGGCCGUCCAUCAUCUUCGGCACAAUCUGGCACGAGCCGACGAGCAUCGAGACCAGUCUUUUGCCAUGGCCAUAAUGGCAUGUAUCGCCGUCGAGGCUAUCUCUGGCACAACCCAACGAUGGCGGACACACGUUUCCGGUGGGUUGGCGUAUCUGGCCAAGCUACAAUCUCAAGGCUUGGAUGAAACCGCCUUAUCCGCCUUUCGUCAGCACAUGGUCAAGAUGGCCAUUCUGUGCGGCUUUUCUGUACCAGCUCAUCUUAAGGCUUUCCUGGAUGACGAAAGCGGGUCUUCAGACGGCCUCGAGUUCACCUUCCCAUAUUAUGGCGUCUCGAGGUCUUUCCUGCGAGCCCACGAUCACAUCAAUGUUCUACUGACGAGUGUAUCCGCAGCCAGAACACCUGAAAUGGAGAAGACGCUCGAUGCCUUUGAGUUGCAGCUGUAUCUCGACUUUCCUGGCCUGCCACCCCACGAUCUGUUCUCUGAUAAAACACAUAGUAUCGUUAUCCACCACACUUCCAAGGCUUUUUACUACGCUGGGCUUGUCUUCUUCCAGCGAAGUGUGCGUUGCGCUCCGGUAGCAGAAGUGCAGGAUCUUGUAGAACUGGGGAUACAGGAACUGGAAUCCAUUGACCGCGCUGGCCAUGGCGCACUGGGCUGUUUAAUGCUGUGGCCUGUGCUAGUCCUUGGAGCUGAGUGUGACGAACCAGAUGUGCAGAAGCGCAUGCGGGCUUGGUUCCAAGCCCAGCGCAGGCUUGGCUUCAGAAAUCUGGUGGUUUUGGAAGACCUUGUUGCCACAGUAUGGAGGGCCAGGGCCAAUCCUAGUGUCGACGCGAGGGAUACAGAUUGGCGACAAGUCAUUGCACAGCCACAAUUUGAUGUCUUUAGGCUCUGAUUUGCACAUUGAUUGCCCCUGAGCACAUAUACGCGACACAAGUUGUGGUGAUGUGCAAGCCAACAUUGAUACCGCGAGUAAACCACUAUCUCGCGAUUGAAGUUUGCGCCUGCAAACAUCAAAACGAGUAGCGAUAUCCUGCUCUCUUACUGAUCCUAUUUCGUCUGUCCAAUCAUCAUAAAACUACGACAUAACCAACAGUGUAAUUGGCACCUCGAUGCUUAGGUAUG
Dothidotthia symphoricarpi CBS 119687 is the source of this 2074-nucleotide messenger RNA. RefSeq lists its product as uncharacterized. Lineage: Eukaryota; Fungi; Ascomycota; Dothideomycetes; Pleosporales; Dothidotthiaceae. Gene Ontology annotation, cellular component: nucleus. Gene Ontology annotation, molecular function: transcription cis-regulatory region binding; DNA-binding transcription factor activity, RNA polymerase II-specific; zinc ion binding. The coding region runs from base 24 to 1844 and encodes 606 amino acids. The transcript has 2 exons. Gene Ontology annotation, biological process: positive regulation of transcription by RNA polymerase II. The record is from RefSeq and is a predicted model, not a curated record.